AUGAUUGGUGAAGCAAGUUUCAAUUUGCUUGAUCAUUCUUGCCUUUGUGCUCUUUGCCGCCUCUCGUGGCUUAUAUUUAGCGUCUUCGGGUGUAUCAUCGACAAGCUCGCAUCAAUCCCACUUGCCUUGAAGUACACCCAGACGUGCAUCAAGCUUGGCAGCGAAUGCAAAUUCACUUGGCGAUGGAUUGUCGAUCGCGGUGGGAGCAUACGGACCACGACUCCAGCCAGUCCUAAAUAUAAUCUGGAACUGGCUUCGAGACACUUGACGAUUCGAAGCGUUUUAAUAAACAAAUUCGGCAGAGCGCAGUCUACCCAAAUAAGUUAA
Akanthomyces muscarius is the source of this 327-nucleotide messenger RNA. RefSeq lists its product as uncharacterized. Bases 1 to 327 code for a protein of 108 amino acids. The record is from RefSeq and is a predicted model, not a curated record. Lineage: Eukaryota; Fungi; Ascomycota; Sordariomycetes; Hypocreales; Cordycipitaceae. The transcript is spliced from 4 exons.